Messenger RNA from Nicrophorus vespilloides, 3024 nucleotides. Its product is annotated as spermatogenesis-associated protein 20. NCBI's taxonomy places the organism in Eukaryota, Metazoa, Arthropoda, Insecta, Coleoptera, Silphidae. The transcript has 7 exons. Gene Ontology annotation, biological process: carbohydrate metabolic process. The record is from RefSeq and is a predicted model, not a curated record. Bases 147 to 2588 code for a protein of 813 amino acids.
AUUGACGUUGCUCGCAGGAGAGACAAGCAAGGCCGGCGAAAAUGACACAACUUUCACGUCGCAGGAGGAAAUAGUUCAGCUGUGUGGAGAGGUUUUUGGUUUCGGGGUGGGAAACGGGAUUAUGCCGUUGGCGGUUUACCGAUGAGAUGUUUUCCGCGAGUGUCGUCAUCAAAUCUCAACUGCUAAACCAGUUCCACAUCCUCAACAGGCGACAUAUACUGGCUCUGACUUGUAUUAGUACACACAACAACAACAACAAUUCCAGCAAACUAAUUCAGAGGCGCAACUUGACGCACCAAGGCAACAGCCUGAUAGCACACCGAAACAGAUUGUGUUUGGAUACUACGCAUCUACUUGUUGGGAGUGUAGCCAGUAGAGAGAUGGCUUCUGCAGCUUCUACCAGUGGAAACAAGACCAACCGGUUGGUGCAUGAGAGAUCUCCAUACCUUCUGCAGCAUGCCAACAACCCAGUUGAUUGGUAUCCAUGGAGCGAGGAGGCCUUCGAUAAGGCUAAAAAAGAGAACAAAGUCAUCUUCUUGUCAGUUGGAUAUUCCACUUGUCAUUGGUGUCAUGUCAUGGAGAGGGAAUCGUUCGAGUCUGAGGAAGUGGCGAAAAUAUUGAAUCAGCAUUUCGUCAGCAUCAAAGUGGACAGAGAGGAGCGUCCUGAUGUAGACAGGAUUUACAUGUCUUACGUGCAGAAGACGUCAGGCGGAGGCGGUUGGCCAAUGUCCGUCUUUCUAACGCCGAAUUUGGAACCGCUUUACGGAGGAACGUAUUUUCCACCGGAGGAUAAAUACGGCAGAUUGGGCUUCAUGUCUCUGCUGCAAAUGAUCGCGAAGCAAUGGAACGAGAAGCACAGCACUCUGUACAUCGAAGCGCGCAAAGGCGUCUUGGAGAUGCAGCGUCUAGCGAACAUCAAAUUCACGAACUCGUCUUCAGUUCCCGGGGAGGAGGCGUGGAGGAAGUGCAUGAAGCAGCUGUGCCAGUUCUACGAGGAAGUCAGCGGAGGUUUCUCCGAAGCGCCCAAAUUUCCGCAACCCACCAUCUUUAACUUCCUUUUUCACUUGUACGGCAAAAACAGAAAAACAGAAGAAGGUAAAAUCGCUCUGGACAUGUGUCUGCAUACGCUGAAGAAGAUGGCUUAUGGCGGUAUACACGAUCACGUGAAUUGCGGAUUCGCCAGAUACUCCGUGGACGGUAAAUGGCACGUGCCUCACUUCGAAAAGAUGCUUUACGAUCAAGCGCAGCUCGUCGUCUCCUACAUCGACGCUUACGUCUGCACUAAGGAUAAAUUCUACGAGGAGAUCGUUGAUGAUAUCCUGAAAUACGUUAACCGCGAUUUGGGUCACGUGGAAGGCGGAUUCUACGGGGCCGAAGAUGCUGAUUCUUAUCCCACCGAACAGGCUGAGAAGAAGCAGGAAGGCGCGUUCUGCGUAUGGGAGUACGACGAAAUCAGAGAGUUGCUUAAAGACGACAAGGAGUUUGAGGUUUACUGUUACCAUUUCGCCGUGAAGGAGGGUGGAAACGUUGAAGCGCGUUACGAUCCCCACGGUGAAUUGAUCCACAAGAACGUGUUGUGCUGUUUCGGCACAUACGAGGAGACCGCAGAGCAUUUCGAGAUGUCCGUCGAUGAUCUCAAGAAACUCUUAGCUAAAUGCAACGAGAUUCUGUACGUCGAGCGAUCCUCCAGACCGAAACCGCAGACCGACACCAAAAUCGUCACAUCCUGGAACGGCUUGAUGAUGGGCGCUUUCGCCAAAGCCGGAUUCGCUCUCAAGAAAUCCGAUUACACUGAACGUGCUGUUCUUUCUGCCAAGUUUAUCAAGAAGAAUUUGUACAUGGAUAACGGCAGCUUGCUGAGGUGUUGCUACUUGGGAGACGAUGGAAACGUUUCACAGACAGACGCGCCUAUACAAGGAUUUUUGGAUGAUUACGCUUUCUUGAUUCGCGGUUUGCUCGAUUUGUACGAGGCGACUUUAGACAGCUCGUGGCUUCAAUGGGCGGAAGCUUUGCAGGAGAAACAAGAUCUUCUCUUCUGGGAUCCAAAGAACUACGGGUACUUCACCACAUCUCCCAAUGACAGCACCAUCAUUGUAAGGGACAAAGAAGAUCAAGACGGCGCCGAGCCCUGCGGGAAUUCCGUCUCCGUGCACAACCUAAUUAGGCUGGCCGCCUACAUGGACAGGCAGGAUCUGCGGCAGAAGGCCGAGAAGACGUUGUCCUCCUUUUCCGAGCGGCUGCUGAAAAUUCCGCUCGCUCUGCCCGAGAUGACCUCGGCCUUAAUGCUCUACCAUUCGACACCUACCCAAGUCUUCAUCGCCGGAGAGACGGACGCCAACGAAACGCAAGCCCUUCUGGACGUGGUAAGAACCCGGUUCAUACCAGGCCGCAUCCUGGCGAUGGCCGACGGCCCACAAGGACGCGGCGGACUCCUCUACGCCAGGCACGAAUCCCUGGCCAAGCUUCAUCCGAUCCAAGGAAAACCUGCUGCCUACGUCUGCAGGAACUUUGCCUGUUCUCUACCCGUCACCAACCCGGAGGAUCUGGCCACUUCGUUGGACUCUGAGUGUAAGAAACCCGGGGAAUGAUAUGCACGCAAACUGAAAUCGUUCAUCGCUCAUUUCAUUCGGAGAUAGCCGCAUCCUCUACCAAGCUUCAGAGCCGGGAAUUCCUAACGUCUCUCUGUUUUUCUUGUUCUCUUUUAUAGGUUGAGGCGCGACUUUGGGUGGUGGUGUGGCGUUUUUCGAAAAACAAAGGUAAUAAUAACAGAAUCAGAGAUAUUCUGACGGAAGCAAAACGAAAAGAAAACUCACCCAUCAAUCCCAAUCCUUUUCCUUCUUCCCGUUAUUAUAAAGUAAACUUGUCCUGUCUCCUCUCUCACGCUCCCAGUUAUCCAUCUUAAUCUGUCAAAGUUGAUUGACGUCAAGCCGUCUAAUUGUUUAGAAGCCGCCUCCGAAAUCAUUGAUUGAGGUUCCAAUAGAUUAGCGUAGCAAAACGUUACAAAUCCAACAAUUACAAAAAAAA